Messenger RNA from Rosa rugosa (rugosa rose), 1167 nucleotides. RefSeq lists its product as uncharacterized. Gene Ontology annotation, biological process: defense response to fungus. Lineage: Eukaryota; Viridiplantae; Streptophyta; Magnoliopsida; Rosales; Rosaceae. The coding region runs from base 210 to 800 and encodes 196 amino acids. The record is from RefSeq and is a predicted model, not a curated record. The transcript has 2 exons.
GGCAGUGUCAUCAUUAGAAGGACGAGUGGAAGCAGCAUUUCUUGCCCUGUUUGGUUUUGUUUUGGAAGUGAAGGACAAGAAUGUGAUGUAUAGACCCCUUCUGGGAUCUAUCAUAUCCACUCUGGACUGCUUAAAGCCAUUGAUCGAAGACAUGGCACAAGGAAACAGGGUACCUGGAUCGUCCAGUGAAGGAACUAGAGUAUUUCGGAAUGCAUAUGGAGAAAGGUGCAGAGCUAGUCCGCAGGUGCUCCAAGAAUGGUGUGUGCGCCAAAUACAAAAAGAAGAAAUACACCAACCAACUUCUUGAGUUGGAUGCAUGUCUUCAGAGGCAGUUGAAUGUACUGAGAGUGCAGGUGGCAAGCGAUGUGAGGGAGACCACAGCUUCGAUAAGGAGUAUACAGAAGAUGAUCAAGCGAAUUGAGGAGAGUGGUGUCAUGAAGAAUCAAAUGGAAAUGAAUGGUCCGUGUGAAGUAGUUGUCGAGGCUUCAACCCCUGAUGAACAGAAUGAUGGUUUAGUUGAACCUUCAUCCCCUGAUAAACAGAAUGAGGGUUCGGUUUCAGUGAGUAAAAUGGAGGCAGCAGAUAUAAGAGUUGAAAGAAGUGGUGAGGUGCGAGAAAAGAGUGAAAUUCCAAAUUGGUUUGAAGUACCUGAACCUCCAUUGUUUACAGUUGGGUUGGAUGUGGCUUUGAAAGAGAUGAAGAUGAAGCUACUGGAGUCUGGAGGAUGGGUUUACGAAGAUUGGUGUGUGGGGUGUUGGAGGAGUCGGGAAGACCACAUUGGGGAAAAUGUUGUGUCAUGAUCAGGAAGUCAAAGAUAAAUUCAAGAAAAUCUUCUUUACCACUGCUUCAAAAUGGCAGAACCUGAACCUCAUUAUGCAAGAACUAUAUCGAGUCCUGUGUUCCCAGGUUCCUACUUUCCAAAACAAAGAAGGGAGACGUUAUCUGGUUGUCCUGGAUGAUGUUGGGGAUGGAUCAGAAUCCAUUCUUCCGGAGUUUGAUGGAUUGAAAAUUCCAAAUAGCAAGAUUUUGAUUACAUCAAGAUAUGCAUUUCCAGGAGUUGGUUCUCAAUACCAUUUGAAAUCUCUGAAUGAUGAGGAUGCAAUGUCUCUUUUUCAUCACUCAGCGUCAUUGGGAGAUAGGUGCUCUUGUAUUCCAGAAGAUCUUUUG